Molecule: messenger RNA, 1880 nt
Organism: Phytophthora nicotianae INRA-310
Lineage: Eukaryota; Oomycota; Peronosporomycetes; Peronosporales; Peronosporaceae
Exons: 3
Coding region: 374-1594 (406 amino acids)
Source: RefSeq, a predicted model, not a curated record
CAAUCGAUAACUGUGCUUACUCUACAUGACGCACAUGUAUGCUGGCCGUUCGGGUCCGCGCUCUCACUUCAGGUUUCGCCCAGUAAGCUUACGUCGAGAACAUUCACUCAUAGUCUACUGUUCCUUUUAACUACCUGCGUUUUUAUCACUGAUUAGCUCGAAAAAAGAGAAACUAAUGACGCGCUGGCAAUGAACAGUAUUCAUGCCGUGAAUAACGAGAUUGCGCGGGGUUUGCCUGGUGAUCUAACGAAGAAGAGGUCUUCGUGAUGAGACCACUACCCGAUGGAUCGUCAGUUAGUGUGUCAUCCCAGCUGCAAGCGCACCUUAUCCCUAAACAGCUCAAAUAACGUCACAUUCGAUUAGCAACAAGCCAAUGCCGCCGCGACCUUCGUUCACGCCCGCCAUGCACGAUUCCGCGGCAUGGGAGACCAGUCUUCGCUCCUCUGAGUCGUCCGGUGGAGAAGCUGCCACUUUUUCGAGCGAGAGCUACCAAGUCUGGCUGCAGGACGACGCAGAGGCUCAAACUGCAGUGAAAGCCACUCGCAAGCGCAGCAAACAGGGGAGCUCCGGCUCGGACAAGAAGCGCAAAACCACUUAUGAUAUUCGGCGAGAGCAGAAGGUGGAGCUGACGACACAAGUGGAGAGGCUACAGAAGCAACUCGACGAGCUUAAGUAUCGAGUGCUGGUGGAGCAGGGAGAAGCUGCCAAAUCCAAUGAACGCGCGGCAGCGGGGAAUGCUGUGCUGCAUGAAUUUAUCCAGCAGCAACACUUGGAGCUCGCUAAAAUGCAGGCAAUGCUUGCCGGGCACCUGCAACAAAAUGCAGACUCGCUGCAUCCAGCCCAGACAAUUAUUCGGUUGGGAACAGAUCCUAUCGAACGUCACAACGUGCUGGUGGCACUUAAAGAUAAAAAGCUGCGAGAUGCGAAGCAAUUCAUCACAACGCGAAGCCUGGGGCUGGACCCCAGGUCUUCGUACAACCAAGAGGAACGGAAUAACGGUGACAGCUUCUGUCAAAUAAUUUUUGAAAACCGAGCCAUCAAAGGAGCCAACGCGAGGGAAAUCUUCGACGCUUUUAUUGAUGUCUCUCAGAACGCCGAAAUCAUCAUCUCCGAGCUGUUCGGUAGCAUUACUAUCCGAGAAAACAACGAAGCAGACACGCGGGAUAUCUCGCAGAUGCGCUUCGUGACGUCAACUUCGCAGGGAACUUUAGUGGAGUCCAACACGGUCAUGUUCACGGAGUUUGUAGAGGCCAAGGACGACCAAGAUGAAAGCUGUGGAGUGAUUGUGGCAGAUUUUGUCGAUUCGGAUGAGCUUUACCCUUACAAACCAGAGGAAAGAGUUCGACGAGACACGACUACUGUAUUCAUGAUUCGUUCAUUCAAGGAAAAAGCAAUAGAUUCAGAUGAUGAAGAACUCCUGGUUGUGGCCACUCGAUGGACAUGCUCGAAGAUCCGACGUAGCAAAAAGGAUCUAUCAGCUGAUGCUUUGCAAGAAUUGCAAGAGAGCACUGUUUCCUUUGGUGACACGAUGAAGAAGUGCAUUCAGCAACGGCUAGGGAAAGCGAACUUGUACGGCGUGAAAGGGUCGCAAUAAAUGGGAAGUUGAUGUUUAUGCUUCGAGCUAUAAGGGUGGAGCUGGCGGCUACGGAAACACCAAUCCUGGAUAUCUUUUUCUGAGACAAUGAACAGAUAACUGUAGGUUGAGCAAGACUCGGAAGUACGUUCUGUUUCUCACAACUCGAACUUGGCUAGAACAACCUAUGAAACCUAACUGCACCAAGAUGUUGCCUACAUUAGUAAGUCGCUACUUCCAAAGAGCGUGAGUUGCGGAGUAUUUCAGUCGCACAUAACCCGUUAGCAAGAUAUUCAUUUUCAGACGC